Molecule: messenger RNA, 2747 nt
Organism: Danio aesculapii
Lineage: Eukaryota; Metazoa; Chordata; Actinopteri; Cypriniformes; Danionidae
Product: proteinase-activated receptor 1-like
Exons: 4
Coding region: 52-1467 (471 amino acids)
Biological process (GO): thrombin-activated receptor signaling pathway; phospholipase C-activating G protein-coupled receptor signaling pathway; blood coagulation
Cellular component (GO): membrane
Molecular function (GO): thrombin-activated receptor activity
Source: RefSeq, a predicted model, not a curated record
CCUGCCGAUUUCUAACAUCUAGAAUUAGUAUCUUUCAUCGGAUCAGCAAUCAUGGGGGUCAAAAUGCUCUUAUUUUCCAUUUUAGUGUUGUGUAUAUAUGAUGGAUUUAUUGGUGUAAUGCCGGAGAACUAUGAGACGACGGAUGAGUUGUAUGAUGAUGAUGAUGAUUUUGAAGGCUAUGAUGAUGAUUAUUCAAGCGAAUCCAGUUUUUUCUUUAUGAACAAAUCCAGUGUAAAUUAUUCAGGGAACUAUGAGACAAUGGACAAGUUGAAUGGUGACUAUUCUGGAGACUUUGAAGAUUAUUCCAGAAACAAUUCCAGACGUUCUCCCUAUGACAAUAUUCCAGUAAUAGUUUUAGAGGAUUUGGUUGCAGGAAUCGAAGUAUUCAUUACAGAAAUUAUUAAAGUGCAGUCGUGUAACAGCUCUGAUCCGGAUGGAGUGAAAUGCAACGUUACACGGAUUUCAUACAACAUCUCACAUGAUGCUGUUGAUUUCCUGAAAGGCCCGCUGGUCACCCGCUUCAUGCCGUCCUUCUACAUAGUCAUCAUCCUCAUCAGUUUGCCUCUGAACGCUUUGGCUUUGGUGACGUUCACCUGCAGGAUCAGAGAAAAGAAACCAGCUGUGGUCUACAUGUCUCACCUGGCGUGUGUGGAUCUGCUCUUCGCCCUGCUGCUGCCACUGAAGAUCCACUACCAGCUGAACGCUUCUGAUUGGCUGUUUGGUGAGGCGGCGUGUCGUGUGCUCACUGCAGCUUAUUACUGCUACAUGUACUGCUCCAUACUGCUGAUGAUGUGCAUGAGUGUGGACAGACUGCUGGCCGUGGUGUUUCCAGUCGCCUCUUUAACCUGGAGAAAUGUUAGGAAAGCCUCAUUCAUAUGUGCAUUAGUAUGGCUACUGGCACUUGCUGGUACUGUGCCACUACUCUGCAUAACUCAAACAUUCAGGAUUAAGGAUGUGGGCAUCACUUGCCAUAGUGUGCUGUAUAACACACAGCUGUAUGCAUAUCUGUUCUUCAUCCUCUCCUGCCUGUAUUUCUUUGUGCCGCUGGUCAUCACUUUAGUGAGCUACUCCAGCAUCAUAUAUGUGCUCAGUGUAAAGUCUGACUGCAUUUCUUCAUCUUCAUCCAACAAAAGGAGAGCUGUGAUCAUGACUGUUUCUGUACUGACUGAGUUUGUGGUGUGUUUUGCUCCAACUAACGUCAUCUUGUUGUAUCACUGUGUUCAAAUAGCUACUGAAGGCAGCACUGAGAAUGGGGAAUACUACAUGUUGGCUUUGUGUUUGGGGAGCGCAAGUGUUUUUCUGGAUCCUCUGCUGUACUAUUAUGGCUCGUCUCAGUUUAGACAGAAAAUCGGUUCUCUGUUUUGCUGGAGGAAGACAAAAAGUGCUAGCACACCAUCAAACACAAACAGUCAAACAAAAUCCUCUCACCUGAGCUGUGAGUACACUAAGGCUAAAGUUGCGAUGUGAAUAUAUAGUAUGUUUAGUUGCCCCUUACUGAUUUCUAAUUUGUUUUCAUGUUUGUCACUCUUUAAUGUUUCUGAUCAUCUAGAAAUUUUAAAUAUUAAUCAAAGAUAACACAUCAUGCAGUUUUGAAAUGAAGGUUUUUAUUCAUUCAUUCAUUUUCAUCCGCUUUUCUGGGGCCAGAUCAUGAGGGCAGCAGUCUUAGGAGAGAUCCCCAGACUUCCCUCUCCCUAGACACUUCCUCUAGCUCCUUUGGGGGAUCCCGAGGCAUUCCCAGGCCAGCCGAGAGAUAUAGUCCCUCCAGGGUGUCCUGGAUCUUCCCCAUGGCCUCCUCCUGGUGGUACAUGCCUGGAACACCUGCCUAGGUAGGCAUCCAGGAGGCAUCGGAAACAGAUACCCGAGCCACCUCAGCUGACUUCUCUCGAUGUGGAGGAGCAGUGGCUCUACUCCGAGCUCCUCCCGGGUGACUGAGCUCCCCAGCCUGUCUAUAAGGGUGCGCCCUGCCAUCCUGCGAAGGAAACUAAUUUCAAGCACUUGUAUCCAAGAUCUUGUUUUUUCAGUCGUGACCCAAAGCUCAUGAGCAUAGGUGAGCUUUCGGCUCAGCUCCUUCUUUACCACAAUGGACCACAUUACUGCUGCUUCAGCACCAAUCCGCCUGCCAAUCUCACGUUCCAUCCUUCUCUCAAGAUACUUGAACUCCUCCACCUGGACUUUCCUCCAACCUGGAGAUGGCAAAUCUCCUUUUUCCGGUGGAGCACCAUGGCCUCGGACUUGGAGGUGCUGAUUCUCAUCUCAGACACGUCACACUCGGCAGCAAACCGCCCCAGAGCAUGCUGAAAGUCCCUGUUCGUUGAAGCCAACAGAAUAACACUAUCUGUGAAUAACAGAAAUGAGAUCCUGUGGUCCCCGAACCGGACCCCCUCCAGCCCAAGGCUGCGCUUUGAAAUUCUGUCUAUAAAAAUUAUUAACAGAAUUGGUGACAAAGGGCAGCCCUGCUGGAGCCCAACAUGCACUGGAAACACGUUUGAGUCAAUAGCCGCGUUUCCACUAUCGCGCCUAAAGCGAGCGAGCCAGGGCGAGCCAAGGCCAGUCGCGUUUCCACUAUCACUUCCGGGGCGUAAUCGGGCCAAAGCGGGGCUUCCUUGGGGCCAGCGUCCGGCCUUUUUCGGCCCGCCGAAUACCUUGGGCCAAGAAGAGCCAACUGGGGCUUCGGGGCGGGGUUACGUACAAGGCGGAGUUUUCCUGUCAGGUAAAGAGGAGACAAGAUGCUUUCUUCCCUUACAUUU